This is a messenger RNA of Microbotryum saponariae, 1005 nucleotides long. The record is from the annotation of a GenBank genome assembly. Lineage: Eukaryota; Fungi; Basidiomycota; Microbotryomycetes; Microbotryales; Microbotryaceae.
AUGUUGUUGUACACCGACGUUCUCACCGGCGACGAGAUGGUCUCGGAUGCCUACGACGUGAGUUACCUCGUGCAGGUUUGGGGUGCUGGCGACGGUCUCGUGGUCGUGUUCGUUGUGUCGUCGCGAACGAGGCGUAGCCACGCGGAUGGUUGUGAUGAGGUGUCCGGACCACCCGAGCCCGGUACAUGGCCGUUAUUCUCGUCAUACGUUGUUGCAUCGACCCAUCUGUCGCUCAUGGGUGUAACGACUUGGACCUCACCCAGACGAUGCACCUGCCACCGCGUUUUAUAUCCCAUUGUGCUGAUUCUUCCCUAUUCCACAUGUCCCAUCAGCUCAAGGAAGUCGACGGAGUCGCCUACGAGGCCGACUGCGCCGUCAUCACCCUUCGUGCCGGUCAAAUCGACAUUGGUGCCAACGCGUAAGUCUCACCUUACAGCCAUACUGGGCUGACUCGACGCCAAGACAAGUGGCUCAUCCUCGUCGUGAUUCUGACCCGCCUGCGCAGUUCGGCCGAGGAAGCCGAGGAGGACCUCCAAGAGGGUGACUCGCAGGUCAACAACAUUGUCAACUCGUUUCGCUUGACCGCGACUUCGUUUGACAAGAAGUCGUACAUGACCUACCUCAAGGGUUACAUGAAGGCCGUCAAGGCGCACCUCCAGACCACCAACCCCGAUCGCAUUCCCGAGUUCGAGAAGGGCGCCGCUGUCCUUGCCAAGAAGUCAGUACGAGUCGAGACUGCUAUCUGAUGGUCUUGGUGUGCUGAAGUUUUGUUGCGUUCGUGUUCGAUCAGGGUCUUGGGCAACUUCAAGGACUACGAGUUCUACACCGGUGAAUCGAUGAACCCGUGAGUGCCUUCGCGUUCGUCUUGACCUGUAUUAGAUCAAACAACUGACGUCGGAUAUUAUUCACAGCGACGGCAUGGUCGCUUUGCUCAACUACCGCGAGGACGGCACAACGCCCUACUUUACCUUCUGGAAGGACGGACUCAAGGAAGUCAAGCUCUAA